This is a messenger RNA of Pogona vitticeps (central bearded dragon), 3891 nucleotides long. The record is from RefSeq and is a predicted model, not a curated record. NCBI's taxonomy places the organism in Eukaryota, Metazoa, Chordata, Lepidosauria, Squamata, Agamidae.
UCGGUGGUGUUCAGAAACACUACACCACUCAUGAAAACAACGGCCGGGUGCUAAUCUCAUUUUCCCUAAUGUAUUGCCCUCCAAAUAUGUUAGACAUCAAUCCCAGCCAACUACCAGGUUGGUGAAGACUCAGUCUGUAAGCAGAGACUUACGACAUCUUUAAAUCUCUGUGUGAUGUUCAGAGAAGUUUGGGUGCUUUAUAAAUGUUAAUGAUUCAGCUUAAUUUGGAACUAAAGAGACAUUUUGCAUACAUAUUUGCAGCCAUCUGUACCAAUCUACAUAUUGAUCAAUAUCUGCUUAUAAUGUAGAGGUAAUAUUGCAGCAUAGCUGUAAUACCCAGUGUGAUGUCAUGGACAGUGAUGGACUAGGCUCUAGGAGACCUGGAUUGGAAUCCCUGCUUGGCCAUGAAAACUCAGGUUCUAGGUUUUAUGAAAAUGAACUUAAGAAAGAUCAACAAGUUAACAAACGAAUUGAAAAAAUGCUGGAACUAAAAAAUAAAAUUACAGAUCAACAGAUUAUGAAAGCACAGUUACAGGUGGAUAAGAUUGCCAUGGAACUGGAUCAGAGGCGUGAUCUCAGCUGUACUAUUGUGCACAUUGACAUGGAUGCCUUUUAUGCAGCUGUUGAAAUGAGAGACAAUCCUGACUUAAGGGAUAAACCUAUUGCAGUAGGAUCAUUGAAUAUGUUGUCCACUUCAAAUUAUCAUGCUAGAAGAUAUGGGGUACGGGCUGCCAUGCCUGGCUUCAUAGCUAAGAAACUCUGCCCACACCUUAUAAUAGUGCCGUUAAACUUUCACAAAUAUAAAGAAGUAAGUAAAAAGGUCAGGGAAAUACUGGCUGAAUAUGAUCCAUACUUUAUGCCUGUGGGCCUUGACGAAGCCUACUUGAACAUCACAGAAUAUUUAGAAGAGCGAAAGAACUGGGAUGAAGACAAAAGAAGGCAUUUAAUCCCAACAUCUAGCUCUACUCUAAAUGAUGAACAAGAACAUCAGCAAUCAACAGCUCCAGUAAAAUCAAUUGUCUUUGGAAUAUCAGCUGAGGAUGUUGUAGAAGAAAUUCGCUUUAGAAUUGAACAAAAAACAGGGCUAACUGCCAGUGCUGGUAUCGCUCCAAAUAUGAUGUUGUCAAAAAUGUGCAGUGAUCAAAAUAAGCCUAAUGGUCAAUACAGAAUUCCUCCAGAAAGAGAAGCUGUGAUGAACUUCAUCAGAGAUUUAGCUAUUAGAAAGGUGCCCGGCAUAGGAAAAGUAACAGAGAAAAUGCUCAAAGCUUUGGGAAUUGUGACUUGCACAGAUCUUUACAAGCAGAGGGCACUGAUUUAUCUUCUUUUCUCUGAAACAUCAUGGCGCAAUUUCUUGGAAAUCUCUCUUGGUUUGGGUUCAACACAUCUGGAGAGGGAUGGAGAAAGAAAAAGUAUGAGUACUGAAAGGACAUUUAAUGAAAUAAGUGCAACGGAACAGUACACAUUGUGUAAAGAACUGUGCAGUGACCUUGCUCAGGAUUUGAAAAAGGAAGGACUGAAAGCUAGAACUGUAACUUUAAAGUUGAAGAAUGUAAACUUUGAGGUAAAGACAAGAGCUACUACCAUACUAUCUGCAGUUUCCACUGAAGAAGAAAUAUUUGCUGUUGCUAAAGAUUUGCUUAGAUUGGAAAUGGAGACUGUGGCCCCACAGCCUUUACGCCUACGAUUGAUGGGUGUACGAGUAUCAGGUUUUCUAAAUGAAGAAGAAAAGAAAUAUCAACAAAAGAGCAUUGUUAAUUUCUUAGAGCCAGGAAAACAAGCCAGUGCUUCUAGGUUCUUCUCCAGAAAAUCUGUUGAUGAAAAUCUUCCAAAAGCAUCGGAAAGUUUUUUCAAUAAAAAGCGAGCUAUAAGCCAGCAAGCCAGCCAAGGGCUUUCUUUAAAUGAGUCUUCAAAGAAGCUGAAUCUACAAGAUACAACAUCAGUGAUGUUUGUUGAGCAAGCAAAGGAUAAUGAAUGUCAGACCUUCAUUUGUCCAGCUUGCUUUAAGGAACACCAGGGUAGCACUUUAGAGGCAUUUAAUCAGCAUAUUGACAAGUGCCUUGCUGGAACAUUAGAAAAAGAUGAUGGAAAAAUGACUAAUAUCAAUAUACCAUGGGAGAAUGCAACUGAAGAGUCUGUAGAGAGGGGGAACAAAGAAUGUAAACAAAAUAAUGCAAGCAAGCCAGGGAUUGAAGUGCAAUCAGGUUAUGCAGUUGAUCAUGUGAAUAGUGGCAUGGAUAUUGUUCCUAAGCUGCAAGAUGAUGCACACAGUAAUAAAAAUGGACAUAAUAUUUCUAGUGAUUUUGUAUUUGGUAUGCAUGAAAAACAGGAUUUUUCUUCUAAACCCUUAUUAGUAGAAGAAAGAGAAUAUACUGAAGAGCCUAGUUGUACAGACACCAACUCAUCAUGUUCUGACAGUUUUGAAAGCAAGACUUUAGUUUGUCCUGUUUGCAAUUUAGAACAAAAAACAAAGGACCUUGCAUUAUUUAACAGGCACGUGGAUGUUUGUUUAAACAAAGGCAUUAUCAAAGAGUUGACAGAAGGUUCAAAAACUGUAGGACCCUUCAACAGAGGGCAAAAUAAAGCAAACUCCACAGUAGGAUCAAAACGGUCUGCAACAAUGGCUCCCCAGUCAACAUCCAAAAAACCCAAAUCAACUAAUUUGAAGUGUACUAUAGAAACAUUUUUCAAAUGAAUAUAAUAUAUUUUAAGGAUAAUUUGAGCAUUUUGACAGCAGUGUGUUUGAAUAGAAAAUGUAUUGCUCAGGCUGUAUUCGUUGUGUAUACCUCUUAUAGAUAAUUUUGCACUAUUGAAACUAAUAGUUCACUCUCAGACAUGUUACUGUUGCCUUACAUUAUAUUUGAUAGUCUGAUAUAAUGAAGGAUGAUAAUGUCUUUAAAAGUCAGCAGCUCUCAGUGUAUUUUAGUGUUGAUGAUUUUCAUUAAUCUUAUGUAUGAAAGAAAAGUGGGCUUUCACUUGGUAAUGAACAGAUGUAUCUGAUAAACCAGAUGUUAUUAAAUACAAGCUUUUGAAGACAUGGGCAAUAAGGCCAAGAUUUUAGACUUUACUCAUAUGCUGUUAUGCUGAAUGAAAAUAUACUAUGAUUGCACAUUUAGCAUCUAAAUUCAAACAUUUUGAAUCUGAUCUAUACACAGUCAUGCACACACGCAAACUCAGUAGACAAAAAUUUAAUAAUUGUUAAUUUAAACAGGAGAUCUGCUAUCUUUCUGCACAUGGCAAGAAUUUCCUUUACCAUACAGAUUAGACUGAAUUAAUACAAAACAGUUAAAUUAGCUGUCUGAUAGUUGUGUGCAUCAAAUAUAGGUGAGCUGAGAUUAUUUUAUAUUUGAAUAUAAAAAUACAGCUAUUUUGGUCUUGUUCAUGUUUUUAAGAGCUUGCCACUUGGAAAACAUUGCCUGUGUGAUUUUGUAGAAAACUAUUUUCAGUACAGUUGUUGAAAAACAAUUUCUGCCCUCCCAGAACAACUGACUUCACUUCUUGCUGAAUUAAACCUAUUGAGCAUUGUGACUAAACAGAUUGUGUGCAAUAGAUCAAACGUGAAGAAAAUAGAGUAGGAAACUGUAUCAUGCAAUAAAGCCAUACAAAUACUCAGAUAAUCUCAUAGUAAUAGAAUGAAUUGCACUUAGCUCUUAAAUGAAGAUAUUUUCUCAACUGCAUUUUAAAGGGAUAUGCACAUGGUUUAGAUUGUUUAUAAAUAUUAUAUCUAUUUGUGUAUAUAGAGAUCAUGUCUUCUGCAUUUUAAAAUUAAUUUUAUUCUUAAUAUAUUCAUUAUAGGUAUUUAAAACAAUUUUAUAAAGUUCAAUUUCUUUAAUUGUAAACUCAGAGUAAUAUGAAAUAGUUGGAAAUUUUGUAAAACAUUUGUAUAUUAUUAAA